Molecule: messenger RNA, 3445 nt
Organism: Gadus morhua (Atlantic cod)
Lineage: Eukaryota; Metazoa; Chordata; Actinopteri; Gadiformes; Gadidae
Product: serine/threonine-protein phosphatase 2B catalytic subunit alpha isoform
Exons: 14
Coding region: 741-2282 (513 amino acids)
Biological process (GO): calcineurin-mediated signaling
Molecular function (GO): calmodulin-dependent protein phosphatase activity
Source: RefSeq, a predicted model, not a curated record
UACUGCCGUUCACGUUGAUAUCCUCCCGUCACAAAGCAAAGUAAACAGUGAAUGACCACCGCGGGAGACCCGGACAAGCAUCGACACCCUGCUACUACACUACCCACAGCGCUGUGCGUCGGCAUACACAGCCAUGUUGUAGGAGGAAAUCCUCUUGAGGUGGAUUAUUGUAAUCCGACAGUUGAAGAGAAGUCUGGACGACGCGUCGGAUCACGACCAGAUCCCGAAGCUCCCCCGCCUCCCCUCACCGCACGGCCUGCUGCUGCACCAGAUGCUCCGCGUCCGCAGAACCCGAGCGAUGAGACCAGCACACGAUCUGACGCCCGUUGUGAGGACCUGAAGGGAGUCAGUCGUUUCCUGGACGAGUCGAUUCAUCCUCCGAGAUAACCUGACAGCACUUCUUCUUCUCUCUGCCAUCCCUGCAUCUUUAGAGACACCCACAACACCCCGAGAGAAGACCCCCUAAGAAGACAAAAUACAGCUUUUCAUCUGGCAGCUGAACGAGACCCACCCGGUUCCCCUUCCCCCCUUAGGUUAGGGUUUAGACUGCGAUCCGGACCCGGACUGCGCUGUGUUCUCAGGUCUGCUGGGUCCUGUCGCAGGAGGAUCCCGAGGUGCUAACACACGGCUAGCUAGCACGGCUAGGCUAGCGAGCUAGCUAGCUCAUAAGGGAUAUCUGGUCCAGUUAGGGACCCGUGUUCAGGUGUGUGUGUGUGUGUGUUUAUCCAGAAGAGAGGAAGAUGUCGACGAAAGAGCAAAACAAACUGUCCACGGUGGAGAGACCCAUCAAAGCGGUGCCGUACCCCCCGGGGACGGCCCUGACGGUCGGCGACCUGUACGUGGACGGGAAGCCCAGCGUGGAGGUGCUGAAGGGCCAUCUGGUGAAGGAGGGGCGGCUGGAGGAGGAGGCGGCGCUCCGCAUCAUCAACGACGGCGCCAGCAUCCUGCGGCAGGAGACCUGCAUGCUGGAGGUGGAAGCCCCCAUCACAGUGUGUGGCGACGUCCACGGACAGUUCUUCGACCUCAUGAAGCUGUUUGAGGUGGGCGGCUCCCCCAGCAGCACCCGUUACCUGUUCCUGGGGGACUACGUCGACCGGGGCUACUUCAGCAUCGAGUGUGUCCUCUUCCUAUGGACCCUGAAGAUCAACCACCCCAACACCCUGUUCCUGCUGCGGGGGAACCAUGAGUGCAGACACCUCACAGAGUACUUCACCUUCAAACAGGAAUGUAAAAUAAAGUACUCUGAGCGAGUGUACGAUGCCUGCAUGGAGGCCUUCGACUGCCUGCCCCUGGCCGCCCUUCUGAACCAGCAGUUCCUCUGCGUCCACGGGGGUCUCAGCCCCGAGAUCACCUGUCUGGAUGACAUACGCAAGCUGGACCGCUUCAAAGAGCCGCCGGCGUUCGGGCCCAUGUGUGACCUGCUGUGGUCGGACCCCGGGGAGGACUACGGCUCGGAGAAGACCCAGGAGCACUUCUGCCACAACAGCGUCCGGGGCUGCUCCUACUUCUACAGUUACCCUGCAGUAUGUGACUUCCUGAUGAACAAUAAUCUGUUGUCAGUAAUACGAGCUCACGAGGCGCAAGAUGCUGGGUAUCGAAUGUACAGAAAAAGUCAAACAACAGGCUUCCCAUCUUUAAUCACCAUCUUCUCUGCGCCUAACUACCUGGACGUAUACAAUAACAAAGCGGCGGUGCUGAAGUAUGAGAACAACGUGAUGAACAUCCGCCAGUUCAACUGCUCUCCUCAUCCAUACUGGCUGCCCAACUUCAUGGACGUCUUCACCUGGUCCCUGCCCUUCGUAGGGGAGAAAGUGACGGAGAUGCUGGUCAACGUGUUGAACAUCUGCUCCGAUGACGAGCUCAUGUCGGAGGGUGACGAUACAUGCGAGGGUGGAACCCCCGCAGUGAGGAAGGAGGUGAUCCGGAAUAAGAUCAGGGCCAUCGGGAAGAUGGCUCGUGUCUUCUCUGUGCUGAGAGAGGAGAACGAGAGUGUGUUGCAGCUGAAGGGGCUGACCCCCACCGGGACGUUACCUAUAGGCGUGUUGUCCGGAGGCCGCCAGACCAUAAAGAACGCCACCGUAGAGGCCGAGGAAGCCAGAGCAGUCCAGGGCCCGCAGCACAAGAUCCAGAGCUUCGACGAGGCGCGUGGCCUGGACCGCAUCAACGAGCGCAUGCCCCCGCGCCGCGACAGCAAGAUGAGCGAGGCCAGCCCCUCCCUAAACAACCUGCCCGCCAGCCCCGGACCCCCCCCGGACAAGAACGGCACCAGCGCCCAGGCCUAGAGCUGAGGCCCCCCCCCCCCCCCCUUUCCCCCCACGGUUUACCAAUGCUCUCCACGGAUCUUCUUUCCUCGCUUCCUUGCUCUCCUUCCUUGCUUCCUUCCUUCCUUCCUUCCUUCCUUGCUUCCUUGCUGCCUUUCACCCACCCGCCCGCCCCUGCUGGUCUCUGAGGUUGUGCUGGUACUGCCCCCCCCCCCCCCUCCCCCUCCAAAGCCUCCUUCACCCCCACCUCCAUCAUGGCCCCACCCCCUGCCUUCUCUCUCUUAGUGCAGUUUAGCCCCGCCCUGCUGGGCAAGGGCAGGAAACAGGAAGUGAGGGCAGGGAACAGGAAGACUGACAGACGCUCCCCCCCCAUACUUAUUUAUUAUUAUUAUUAUUAUUAUUAUUAUUAAUAUAUCGUUAAAGAUGAGAUAUCUUGUUUUAAGAAUAAACAAAAAAAUAUAUAUAAUGAAUAAAUGAAAAAAAGCAAAUUAUACGCAGGGAAGCGAGGGAACAUCUCAAACGGUUUGUUUCCGCCGCGGAUCUGAAGCUGACGGCAGUCACUGCCCCCCCCCCCCUACUCCGAUAUUUUCUAGCUAUGAGUUUGGUAUUUUGGACAAUGCUCUGAACACCUUGUUUUUUGGAUCCAAAAGAACGGCCCGCCGCUGCCCGUUUGUCUACCAGAGGGGUGUUUGUGUCCACGCUUUAAAGGGCAAAGCAGAGAAGCACUUAGCUGGGAGAAACCCACGCAACGCGUCCAACGCCCGCCUCCCUCUGCCCCCCCUCCCCCAACAUCGCUUAGACUCCAUUAUUUUUUCUUAUGCCAAUAAUAGUGUAACAGCUCCGAUGUCCGAGCGAGUAUUGACAUUUAUAUUCUCCAUGUACAUUUAUAAUUGUUUCCCUUUUUCUUUUGCAAUGUGAUGUUGACUUAUUUUUUUUAUUUCCUUUUUUUUUUCUUUUUUUUUUUUUACAAUUCUUAAAAAAAUAGAUUUAUCUCCAGAACAGAGAAGGGAAGGACCGUCUGAAUUAUUACAAAGAGAGAUUAGUUGUAGAGUGUGUGGGGUGAUUCCAGGACUGCGAUGGCCAUUUAAAGAGGGCGAGAGAGGAUGGUGUAUAGGAAGUGAUGUCACAGGGAGGAGGAAUGCGAUCGGAGGGGCCAAGGUACACAGAAGAGCGGAGAUUAGUUU